GAGCACAUGUGAAAUGCGUGAAGUGUGAAGGCAGAAAGGAUCAAAAUUAAAUAUGCCGCUCUCUUCCUCGUCAACCUUUGGUCUAUAUUUGUAUGAGAUGAGAUAUGGGAAGAAGCAUUAACAGUGACGAAGAUGAUGAUGGAGGCGAAUAAUGCCAUAGCAGCUGAAAGAGAGAGAGAAGAAAUGGAACAAGUGAGGCUAUUGGAGUACGAGAUUAAGGUGGAGGAUGGUAGUGGUGGGAGCGGAUCUUCCGACACUGCGGGGAUAGGACAAGCAACUAUUGACUUAAUAAAAGAAACUGAUGGAGAUACAGAAUUCAAACUUGAGAAGUUGUUAGAGGAGCCGGAUUCACAUACGUUCUUCUGUCUGAAUUGUAAAGCUUGCAUCGAAAAUAUUAAUGUCGUUCGUCGGGAAGAACUGAAUCCAAUACAAUACGCAUUCGUCUCCAACUUUCUGAUCCCUCCAGUGCAUCGAUAUGCCAUGGAAUGUAGCACGGCCCCGGCGCAGCCCGUUCCAGGCGUACCUGAAAAGAAAUGGGACAUUCUAGAAAGCAUUGUGUAUGGUGGUUUACUAGAAUCAAUUGCAAGCCUCAACAUUGUAACAUCUGCAGCCGGUGCUGAUGCUACCGCUUUGAAAAUUUUAGCUUUGGGAUUGGCGAAUCUGAUUGGUGGACUCUUUGUGAUUGGACAUAAUCUUAUGCAACUUAGAAAUGAUCAAUCUGGAGAGUUUAGUGCUGAUCAAAUAAACGAAGAAACGAGUCGUUAUCACCGAGAGCUGGGUCCAAGAGAGAAUUUCAAACUUCAUACAAUAGUGAUCGUGUUAUCAUUUCUCCUUUUCGGCUUAGUGGCUCCUGUGACUUACAGCUUCUCAUUUCUUAAGAGCGGCAACAAGGAUCUCAAACUCGCAGCAGUUGCAGCAGCUUCUCUGGUGUGCAUCACUGUGCUUGCUAUUGGAAAAGCUUACACCCAAAAGGCAUCCCGUUUUUUUAGGUACGUCAAAACCGUAUUGUCUUUUGUUAUUCCCGGGUUUAUGGCAUCAGGAGUGUCUUACGUAGUUGGUCAUCUAAUCAAGAAGCUCUUGGAGAAGCUGGGUUUGUUUGAGUCAAGUUCAGCUUUCACUCUGUCCCUUCCUGGGACUGCAACACCAGAAUCCGGAUGGGGAUUCUAUUGAGGAGUGCUGGAAGUUGACCUUUAAAUCUAGAGGAUCCAACCAAUAAAUUAAUGAUUGGGACUGAUGGUAGUUUCUUCUCAGUUUCCACCUACUUUUCACUUGGCUUAUUGUAAGACAUAUUUGCCUUGCGAUAUUGGUAUCGGUAGUAUUGCUUUA
Messenger RNA from Vitis riparia (riverbank grape), 1326 nucleotides. RefSeq names its product membrane protein of ER body-like protein. The record is from RefSeq and is a predicted model, not a curated record. Lineage: Eukaryota; Viridiplantae; Streptophyta; Magnoliopsida; Vitales; Vitaceae. The transcript is spliced from 6 exons. Bases 133 to 1170 code for a protein of 345 amino acids.